Molecule: messenger RNA, 555 nt
Organism: Abrus precatorius (Indian licorice)
Lineage: Eukaryota; Viridiplantae; Streptophyta; Magnoliopsida; Fabales; Fabaceae
Product: receptor-like protein EIX2
Exons: 1
Molecular function (GO): protein binding
Source: RefSeq, a predicted model, not a curated record
ACACUUGCAGCAUUAGCUGGCUUGAAUCUCUCAAGAAAUAAUCUCACAGGAUUUAUUCCCUACAACAUUGGUCAUAUGAAAAUGUUGGAAUCACUUGACUUGUCAAGAAACCAUCUUUACGGUAGAAUGCCCGCAAGCUUCUCAAAUUUGACUUUUAUCAGUUACAUGAACUUGUCUUUCAACAACUUGUCAGGGAAAAUUCUACAAAGCACUCAAUUACAAACCUUUGAUGCCUCUGUAUAUAAAGGGAAUACUGGGCUUUGUAGCCCACCACUCCCAAAUCAUUGCCCAGGGGAUGCUGUUUCGCCAAAUGUAAGCACCGACAAAAACAGUGCUGAAAAAGAUGGAGAAGAUGAACUCAUAAGCGUUGGGUUUUACAUCUCUCUCGGAUUUGGAUUUUGCGUUGGAUCCUGGGGUGUGUGUGGAACUUUAAUUAUAAAAAGUUCAUGGAGACAUGCCUAUUUUCAGUUUUUCAACAACAUGAAUGACUGGAUAUGUGUGACACUCAUUGUCUUUAUGGCUCGAAUGAAAAGGAGAUUCCAAGUUCAAGACUAA